UGACGGGUGGGAGAGUGAAACACAGCCACCAUUUAUUCAUCAAGUGUUUAGAGGAUGUCUUCGGUCCAGAGUGUGCUGUUUAAACUGCAGUUCCACCUCUGACAAGUUUGAACCAUUUCUGGAUCUUCCUCUGGACGUUGAAAGAGCUUCCAGUGUGUCUUCUUCUCUGGAGCAGUUUGUGAUGCCUGAAGAGCUGGAGGACUACAGGUGCUCCAAUUGCAAAGAAAAAGACUCAGCCUUGAAGACAGUCACAGUAGACAGCCUGCCCAACGUGCUGACCCUGCCGCUGAAAAGAUUUGAUUGUAAUGGAGAUAAAGUCUCAAAGCAUGUGAACUUCCCUGAAAACAUCAACAUGCGGCCGUUCACAUCAGAACCUGCAGGCGACCCACAAACCUACAGCCUGUACGCCGUGCUGGUCCACUCUGGGUCCAAGAGCUCUGAAGGCCACUAUUUCUGUUAUGUCAAGGCGAGCAGCGGUCAGUGGUACAAGAUGGACGACUCCUCUGUGUCUGUGAGGAGCAUCAGGCAUGUCCUGAAGCGAAAGGCCUACGUUCUGUUCUACAUCAGAUCUGACCUGAAGUCAGACAGUGCCACGAAAACAGAACCAGUAAAGAAAAAGAAAAAGAAGAAGAGGAAGAGGAGUGAGAACGAAGAACAUCCUCUGGUGAUUUAUUACAAACAGCUGAUGGCUGAGAGUAUGAGGGAGAUAAGAAAGAGACACUGUGGCUCUGAUGUGGAGGACUCAGAACUGGACUUUCC
Austrofundulus limnaeus is the source of this 759-nucleotide messenger RNA. Its product is annotated as ubiquitin carboxyl-terminal hydrolase 42. Gene Ontology annotation, molecular function: cysteine-type deubiquitinase activity. Gene Ontology annotation, biological process: protein deubiquitination; regulation of apoptotic process. Gene Ontology annotation, cellular component: nucleus; cytosol. Lineage: Eukaryota; Metazoa; Chordata; Actinopteri; Cyprinodontiformes; Rivulidae. The record is from RefSeq and is a predicted model, not a curated record.